GGGUUUGUGCACGUGGGCGGCUAUUCGCCUCUUCAGUUCAGCUCCGGCUUCUCCUGCGCCCCCUGCCUGUCUAAGUAUGUAAUGCGGCUGAUUAAUUCGCUGGGAUAUUAACUAAAUAAAGCAGGCGGGGACCAAUGUCCUGUAACGGGGCUUGUCCCAGCUCAGCUUCAGGUACACUACGUGCUAUAAUCCAGGCUCCAUGGCAAGCCACACCCCCUGUCACCAUGGCAACGUCCAAGCCGGCCGGCUCCAGACAUUCUGAGCCGAGCACUCGGGCGCGUGGCGGAAGUGACGCACCCCCCAAGCAAGGGAACCCGGAAGUAGAGGGAAUCCUGUCACUGGCCGUUAAGGAAGUCCCCCCAGCGGCACCGGAGCCAUGAAGCGGGACGUGCGGAUCCUCCUGCUGGGGGAGGCCCAGGUGGGGAAGACAUCUCUGAUUAUGGCUCUGGUGGGAGAAGAGUUCCCUGAUGAAGUUCCAUGUCGUGCGGAAGAAAUUACCAUUCCUGCUGAUGUGACCCCAGAGCGAGUCCCUACACACAUCGUUGAUUACUCAGAAGUAGAACAGACAGAGGAUGAACUCAGGGAAGAGAUUGCAAAGGCAAACGUUGUGUGUAUUGUGUAUGAUGUCUCGGAUUUAGAAACCAUUGAAAAGAUUGCUUCAAAAUGGAUUCCCAUGGUGAACGACAAAGCAGAACGAAACUCCCGGCUUCCCAUAAUCCUAGUGGGGAACAAAUCAGACCUUCAGUGUGGCAGCUCCAUGGAAUCCAUUCUCCCUAUCAUGAACCAGUUCUCUGAGAUUGAGACUUGCGUGGAGUGUUCAGCCAAGAACCUAAAGAAUAUUUCUGAGGUUUUCUACUAUGCUCAGAAGGCAGUAUUGCACCCAACAGCCCCGCUGUAUGACCCGGAAGAGAAGCAGCUGAGACCACAGUGCAAAAAGGCCUUAACUCGAAUCUUCACCAUCUCUGACCAGGACAACAAUCAAAUCCUCAGCGAUGAAGAGCUCAACUUCUUCCAGCAGUCGAGCUUUGGGAACCCUUUAGCUCCUCAAGCACUGGAAGAUGUGAAGAUGGUGGUAAAGAAGAACACAGCAGACGGAGUACGAGAGAAUGGACUGACGUUGAAUGGCUUCUUAUUCCUCAACACUCUCUUCAUCCAGCGCGGCCGCCAUGAGACCACAUGGACCAUCUUGAGACGUUUCGGAUAUGACGAUUCACUGGAACUAACAGAUGACUACCUCUACCCACCGUUGCGCAUUCCUCAUGAUUCUUCCACAGAACUCAACCACUUCGGCUACCAGUUCUUGCAGAAGGCUUUCGAGAAACACGAUCUGGAUGGAGACGGUGCUCUCAGCCCCUCAGAGCUGCAGAGUUUCUUCAGUGUCUUCCCAUACACUCCCUGGGGUCCCGAAUUACCCAGCACAGUUUGCACUUCAGAAGGGGGCAACUACUUGCCCUUGCACGGAUACCUCUGCCAGUGGACGUUGGUGGCUUAUUUAGAUGUGCAUCGGUGUCUGGAACAUCUGGGUUACUUGGGUUACCCAAUCCUGUGUGAGCAGGACAGCCAGACGCACGCCAUCACAGUGAUGAGAGAGAAGAGUAUAGACUUGGAGAAGGGGCAGACGCAGAGAAACGUUUUCCUGUGCAGAGUCAUCGGUCCUUGUGGGACGGGCAAGUCGGCCUUUUUACGAGCCUUUCUGGGGCAGAGUCUGGAGGAGCAGCGGCAGAGCAACAAGCCGCCCUCGUUCUACUCCGUGAAUACAGUGUUGGUCGGUGGCCAAGAGAAGUAUCUCAUUCUGUAUGAAGUGGACGUGGACACUGAGUUCUUGAAGACUUCCGACUCUCCCUGUGACGUGGCCUGUUUAAUGUACGACGUCUCUGACUCCAAGUCCUUCAACUACUGUGCCAGCAUCUACAAGCAGCACUAUAUGGACAGCCAGACCCCGUGCCUGUUUGUGGGCUGCAAGUAUGACCAGGGAGAGGUGAAACAGCAGCACGGCAUUUCCCCCGUAGAAUUCUGCCACAAGCACCGACUGCCGCCUCCCUACCAUUUUACCUGCCAGGGCCCCCCGGACAGAAGCAUCUUCAGCAAACUCGCCUCUGCCGCUGCUUUUCCACAUGUACAUGACACAGAGCUCAGCGCCGCCUCCUUUUGGUUGCGAGUGGCAUUGGGUGCGACCGUCGCUGCCGUCGUGGGAUUCACCCUCUACAAGUCUCUCCUGAGAAGCAAAUAAUCUCCCAGACUUCCACUUAUUCACCAAUCAAGAUAAAGCUGCCCUAGAAACACUCUCCGCCUCUCUCCUUCCUCCGUUGCUAAUCACCGGGAGGGGCUGAAGAGAACACAAGGGGCCAUUUCUACUUCCGACAGUAACAGGCUUCCGCCUCCUUCAUUCUAACCCCAUUCCCUUCUAAUAGACUAAAGGGACCACAGUUGUCAUCUCAACUAAUUGUAACUGCUCUGCUUCCCUUUCAGCUGAUGAGACCGAUGGAAACCUUUUUACACUCAUUUGUAUCUGCCUUAUUCCCUUCUCCCAGCAGAGCUGCCCCAAAUAACACCAAAGUGAAUUAACUGCACUGACGCUGAUGUUUAGAUGAGGCUUUUGUAUCCUCUGACCUAUGUUUGUCCCGACUCCUCCUGAACCAACAUUUCCCCAAACCGAUCAUGUGAAAAGAAUGUUAAUCUUUUAAUCUGUUCAUAUAUAACUUACACACCUAUCCCUCCUUCUCCCUCUUCCUCUGUCCCUCUCCAUCCCUUUCUCUCCCUCCUUCUCUCUCAUUCCCUCUCUCGCCCCCGUCCCGCUCUCUCUCCCUCCCUCUCUUCCUCUCUCCUC
Molecule: messenger RNA, 2827 nt
Organism: Xenopus laevis (African clawed frog)
Lineage: Eukaryota; Metazoa; Chordata; Amphibia; Anura; Pipidae
Gene: rhot2.S
Product: ras homolog family member T2 S homeolog
Exons: 19
Coding region: 377-2230 (617 amino acids)
Biological process (GO): mitochondrion organization; regulation of mitochondrion organization; Rho protein signal transduction
Cellular component (GO): mitochondrial outer membrane
Molecular function (GO): calcium ion binding; GTP binding; GTPase activity
Source: RefSeq, a predicted model, not a curated record